Messenger RNA from Paramecium sonneborni, 1124 nucleotides. NCBI's taxonomy places the organism in Eukaryota, Ciliophora, Oligohymenophorea, Peniculida, Parameciidae. The record is from the annotation of a GenBank genome assembly.
AUGGCUGAAGCCUCAUAAUACAAAGUUUUAUCUAGUUUAGGAUGUGGUUCAGAGCAUAUUGUAUAUAAAGUUGAAUUAAAUGUAAAUUCAGAGUUAUAUGCAAUAAAACUGGAAAAAUCUGCAGGAGUAGGUUAGUUGAAGAAUGAAAUAUAAAUGCUCUAAAAAUUAAAUGGAAUUGAAGGAGUUCCAUAAAUCAAACACUUUGGAUAAACUAGAGAGUAGAAGUACAAUUUAAAUUUAUGAAUUAGAUAAUUUUUAAUCGUACCUUUAUAUCAUUGUAGUUUAUUAGAAUUAGCAAAAUCAAGAAAGCUUAGUUAGACACAAAUAUUGACUAUAGGUUUAAGAAUAAUAGAAAUUAUUGAAAAAGUACAUUAAUAAAAUAUAUUACAUCUUGAUAUUAAACCAGAGAAUAUAAUGUUAUCUUAAUAAUCUUCAAAUGAUUAAGAUAUCUUAAGACCUGGUUUUAUUCAGUUAAUUGACUUUGGUUUAUCAUAAUAAUUUAAUGAGAAUUCAGAAUCAUUACAAGAUGUGUUUAUAGGUUCUUUAAAUUUUGCUAGUAGAUCUUCUCAUGAAGGAACACACCUUGGAUACAAAGAUGAUUUAGAAAGUUUAUUGUAUGUAUUAUUAUACAUUCGAGAUUGUAAUUAAUUAAUUAUAUAACUUUAGUUAGAUUGCCAUGGUCCGAGAAUACAUUUUGGGGAUAUUAAGAAUCUGAUUUCGAAAUGGUAGGAUAAAUUAAAUCUUCUUUCUUCAAAACUAAGCUUUUAUAACAAUAAUCUAAUCUAAAUUUUUAUCCUUUUAUGACUUAUAUAGACUAAUUAACUCAUAAUCUAAUGCCAGAUUAUGAUUAUAUCAAAAAACUAUUUGCUUAGAUGAUUUAUGCAUCUUAUUCUCUGAAAUCUAUAUAAAAUUAAGAAAAAAAGUAUGUCUUUUCUGGUUAAUUUUAAAGAGAGACAAUAUUUGAAAAUUCGGAAACCAUCAAUAUUUCUUUAGAUAAAUUUCCAAAAUCAAAUAAUUAUGAAGAAAAUGAAAACUUUCAUGAUAGCAUUUCUACCUUAGUCUCUAAAAUGAUUGGAUAAUAUACUACACAUUAGAUUAAAUCAAUUAAAGACAUUUCAUAAUGA